Molecule: messenger RNA, 2379 nt
Organism: Meleagris gallopavo (turkey)
Lineage: Eukaryota; Metazoa; Chordata; Aves; Galliformes; Phasianidae
Source: RefSeq, a predicted model, not a curated record
UAAUUGGACAUGCUGGAAGUUUGGCAUCAUACCCAGAUAGCGCUAAAGCUAUCAAAGACAUUUUGGUGUCUGUUCUAAGUGCAUCUGGUCUGAAGCCCUCCCUGCUGUCAGAGCACGCCAGCAUGCAGGGAGCUGAGCACCCUGACAGCGACCUGGAGCGAUGGGAGGAAAGCAGCGACGGGGAGAACGAUGACGACACUGACAGUGAUUCUGCACAUCAGAGCACUGCCUGCACACAAACAGACGUUAGGUUUACACGGCACGGAGCCUGCUGGGACAAUACAAACUGUGAUUCCUCUAGACCUGCCCUGGAUACUUUCUUUCAUCCAUGUUAUUCUGACAAGGAUCCUGCUACUUCCUCCCUGAAUGGUUUCACUCUGUCAGAGAUAUCCCCUCUGAAGCGAGACUGCUUUACACAAGUGACGUUAACGGGAGGCACUGUCACUUCAGCUGUUGUGCAUCCUGAAAAAGAAUGCCAGAAUAUUUUCCCUGAACAAGACUUGGCUUUAACAAGGCUUCCUCCGGAUUCAACUGUUAGUAAGCCAACAGAUCUAUUUAAAUACCCUGCUGCUUCAGAGCCUGCAAAAGUCAGCAAUGCUGACAGCAGUUCUCCCAGUACAUCUUCCCAGUUGGAGCCAUUCAAUCAAACAGGUUCCCUUUUGAACAUAAGUGCUGUACCCUUGAAUCGUACAUUGCAAGACAUCUUUGUGCUUCCAGAAGAUGUGGAGAAGGAGAAUGCCCACUUCUUCGUUGCGGAUAUGAUUAUAGCAUCCCUGGAAAAGAUGAAAUGUAAUAUCCUAAGCCAGCAAGCAGAGUCUUGGGGUAUGGAUGAAACGAGCGGGUCAGAUGGCAGCUAUCACACUGAUUCAGAGUUAUCUUCUUAUCCUGGAGAAAAGAAGUCUGAUUCUUCUGUUGCCUCCACAGACAGCGGUUAUGAAGGCUGUGCCCUGCUGAUGGGCAGCUCCUCAGUACAUCUACCUCUGCAUCAUGAAGCUACUGGACUUCCUUGCCAUAGUGACUCAGAGGAUGAAUAUGUCAUUAUUGAACUUGAACACCUUGAAAAUCUGUCUGUGACCUCAAAUGAAAGAUCGUCUUUUGAACCAGGCAGCAAUUCUGCUGAAGCAACAGCUCAGGAAUUGUGCAGAGCUUUCAGAAAACACUGGUUGCAAACAGAAUCUGCAGUGCAACUGUCUGGGUGCCCGAGCUCAUCUAAACAGAAGUCUGUGAAAGAAGAGAUUCCAAGAGAGCUUGAGUCCAGUUUGAAUCUGGCUGAAGAAAUAAAGCUGCUGUCCAAAUUAAGAGGAUCUUCUGGCUGGUCCCCACCAAGAUCUCAGAUUAUAUUUAGCAUUCACCCUUCAGUCAAGAGAGAUGCAGUGGUUGCUGCCCAAAACUUUACAUGUGUUGGUUGUGGAACUCCAAUAGAAAGCAAAUAUAUCAGGAGACUCCGCUACUGUGACUACCUGGGGAAAUACUUUUGUGACUGUUGCCACAGUUAUGCUCAGUCUGCAAUUCCUGCUCGAAUACUCAUGAAGUGGGACUUCAAGAAAUAUUACGUAUGCAACUUUUCCAAACAUCUCCUGGACAGCAUCUGGCAGCAACCGAUUUUCAAUGUGUCAUCUAUCAACAAAGCCCUCUAUACAAAAUCUAAGGAAAUGGACAGAGUGAGGGAGACACAAGAACAGCUUUUUCAUUUAAAGAAGCUUUUGAAAACCUGCAGGUUUGGUGAAAGUGUACUGAAAGAAUUUGAACGGGUCCCCAGCCAUCUGACAGAGGAGUUGCAUCUUUUCUCAUUGGAUGAUCUGGUGAAGAUCAAACGAGGGCAGUUACUGCCCCUUCUUAAAGAAAUUUUGAAGAGCUCCACCUCUCAUGUUGAUGGCUGUGAGCUCUGUCAAGCAAAGGGAUUUAUCUGUGAAUUCUGUCAGAGUGCUGAUCUGCUCUUCGCAUAUCAGAUUUCCAAAUGCAAAAGGUGCACAGGUACGUUCCAAAGCAAACACUUUUCCUCCUUCCUUGUGUAAAGCUGUUCCAACUGCUAUUGUAGGAAAAGACUGAGAACUUGUGUGUAUAUUUGCAAACUGUGGAUAGUGUGCAUGUUUGAGAACCAGCCUGUGGUGGCUGUCUUGCACCAGUAAAUUCAAAUUCAGAGAGUAAAAACUGGGACUUGCCUGAUCAUAACUACAGCUGCAGGGGGAGGUUGGAUCAGUGCUGUCCUGCUGCUAUAUCACAUUUCACCAACAUUCACUGUAAAUCCUGGGAAUCUUACCAAAACAGUUCGUCGUAGUUGUUACAGUGGUUAUUGUUGCCCUGGUUUUAUGCUGCUUCUGUUUACUUUCACACUUGGGUGAACUAGGCAGAACAUUCUUAAAGGAAUGUAGCUACUAA